AUGACGCUGCCUGCUGAUGAGGACAAGCAGACCUUUAUGGACGUCGAUGCCCUCAGCGGCAGACUGUCCACUUCUGGCGUGAGGGGAGUGCUCAGGCGGGGGCUAAAGGUGUGGGCUUGCUGCCUCGCAGGUGUGGAGCAGUGUGAGCGGAAGGAGUUCCCGUGCGGGACUGGCGAGUGCAUCCCUUACAAGUGGACCUGUGACGGCAAGGCGGAGUGCAAGGACGGCUCAGACGAGUCCCAGGAAGCCUGCAGGUCUGUGACUUGUGAUCCGGGGCAGUUCAGCUGUGGUGGCCGCAUAAAUCGUUGCAUUGAUAUGUCCUGGCGGUGUGACUCACAAGCGGAUUGCGAAAAUGGAUCCGAUGAAGAGAACUGUCCCCCUAAGAGCUGUGCGGCCAGUGAAUUCCGGUGCCAGAACGGGAAUUGUAUCGCCACGGAUUUUGUCUGUGAUCAAGACGACGACUGCGGGGAUGGGAGUGACGAAGCCCGCUGCCCCGCCCCCGCCUGCCACCCGGAAAUGUUUAUGUGCAACAACUCCGACUGCAUCCCGAAGCUCUGGGCCUGCGACAAAGACGAAGACUGCAAGGACGGGUCGGACGAGUGGCCGGAGCACUGCGGAGCCCCGGGAGAGGCCCAGAAAACCCCCAGCCCCUGCUCUCCGCUGGAAUUCCGCUGUGGGAGCGGAGAGUGCAUUCACCAGCGCUGGAAGUGCGACGGUGGCUUCGACUGCCGGGAUAAAUCAGACGAGGCAGACUGUGUGAGAGCCACGUGCCGCCCAGAUGAGUUUCGCUGCGAUGACGGGACCUGCAUCCACGGGAGCCGGCAGUGCAACAAGGAGAACGACUGCAAAGACCUGAGCGACGAGGUCGGCUGUGUCACAGUGACCACCUGUGAAGGAGCCCGCUCGUUCAAAUGCCAUUCGGGAGAGUGCAUCUCCAUGGACAAGGUCUGCGACUUGCAGAGGGACUGCAGCGACUGGUCGGACGAGCCCGUCAAGGAGUGCCGAACCAACGAGUGCCUGGCCGACAAGGGGGGUUGUUCUCACAUCUGCAAUGACCUGAAGAUUGGGUACGAAUGUUUGUGUCCGGAGGGCUUCCAGCUCGUGGAUCAAAGGAGAUGCGAAGAUAUUGAUGAAUGCCUGAGCCCCGACUCCUGCAGCCAAAUCUGUAUCAAUCUGGAAGGAAGCUACAAGUGUGAAUGUAACAAAGGCUAUCAGAUCGACCCCGCCACCAAGACUUGCAAAGCGGUCGGCACGAUCGCAUACCUCUUCUUCACCAACCGCCACGAAGUCCGGAAGAUGACCCUGGACCGCAGCGAGUACACCAGCCUGAUCCCCCACCUCAAGCACGCGGUGGCCUUGGAUAUGGAGAUUGCCAGAAACGUCGUCUACUGGUCUGACCUCUCUCAGAAGAGAAUAUACAGCACCCCGAUCGACACGGCCGGCAACGACUCCCAUCAUUCCACUGUGAUCGGCAGCGGCCUUCAGAAUCCAGACGGCAUUGCGGUCGACUGGGUGCACGGCCUCCUGUACUGGACCGACUCCCACCUGGGCACCGUCUCCGUGGCCAGCACCGAGGGCCAGAAAAGGAAGACCCUGAUCAAGGAGGAGGGGGCCAAGCCCCGGGCCAUCGUGGUGGAUCCGGCGCACGGAUUCAUGUACUGGACUGACUGGGGGUCGUCUGCGAAGAUUGCCAAGAGUGGCCUGAACGGAGUGGACAGCUUUGCCCUGGUGAAGGCGGGCAUUCAGUGGCCCAACGGGAUCACCCUGGAUCUGGCCAGCCAGCGCCUCUACUGGGUGGACUCCAAGCUCCACUCCCUCUCCAGCAUCGACGUGAAUGGGAGGAACCGGAGGACCAUCCUGGUGAGCGAGGAGAAGCUAGCCCACCCCUUUGCCAUCACGGUCUUCGAGGAUAAAGUGUUCUGGACAGAUGUCAUGAACGAAGCCAUUUUCAGUGCCAACCGCAUCACCGGCUCGGAUAUCGUCAAAGUGGCAGAGGAUCUGUUUUCACCCGAUGCGAUGACUCUCUAUCACAACGUGCGACAGCCAAAAGGUGUCAACCAGUGUGAGAAGAAUGGCGUCCCAAACGGAGGCUGCCAGUACCUGUGCCUUCCCGCCCCGCAAAUCACGCUCCACUCUGCCAAGUACACCUGCUCCUGUCCCGAUGGCCUGCACCUGGCGCCCGACAUGCGGAGCUGCACCACAGAUAGUAACCUGGUCCCUGGCAGCCCAGGUUCUGUCAGCCUCACCGCUGUGCCACCCACCACGAGGACCACGACUGUCGUGCCACGCCUCACUGCUACUGCCAGGCACGGACCUGGGCACCUGCCUGCCGCCCCCACUGUGCCGAGCAAACAUGCCACGGCCGGUCCUGGACAUGCCACGGGUGGUCCUGGGCGCACCACCCCAGCAGUGGCCACCCUGUCCCAGGAAGCUCAAAACGGCAUCGCCGCAGAAACCGAUGGUGAAAAACAAGGCAGCCAAACGGCGCUCCCUAUUGUCCUUCCACUGGUGCUCAUUAGCUUAAUCUCCUUUGGGCUCUUCCUGGUUUGGAAAAAUUGGCGUCUUAAAAAUACCAACAGCAUCAAUUUUGACAACCCGGUUUAUCAGAAAACGACUGAGGAUGACGAGGUCCACAUUUGUCGGAGCCAGGAAGGAUACACGUACCCGUCGAGACAGAUGGUCAGUCUGGAGGAUGAUGCGGCGUGAACCCCCGGCGCCCCUCUCCGCCUGCCUUUGCUGCUCACGUAGCGGGGGGAGACCCUCUUCGCGUUCCGGCUUCCGUUCCCCCUUGGCUGCCCCGGCCGGCACAGACGGGCCUGAAGGCGGACGAGACAGUGCCUUGGUCACCUGGUGGCCUCUGCCCUCCUGGCCAAACGAAGCUCGAGGAGGGCCUGGUUGGGUUUUUAUGUUUCUGCAUAUUUAUUUUUGUCCGCCGUGCUGCCGGGAUGCUGGUGGUGCCACCUGCUGUGUCUUCUUGAGGCUUUGUUUUUGGGGGUGUGGCGUCUCUUUUCAUGUGUGCGAAGGAAAGCGGGGAGCCAGCAGAACUGCAUGCGAGUGCGGGAGUCUCGGGAGCGUCUUGUGGGCUGGCCUCUGGUGCGCCCCACUUCACGUCAGGAGCCAGCAGGCCGCCGUGAAGCAAGCGGGGAAGAAGAAGGGGCCCUCCCCUGCGGGGGCUUCGUUCGCUGUGGCCAAAGGACAAGGAAUGCUGGCUCAGGUCCGGCGGGCCCAGGGUUCCUUCCGGCUGGCUCCUCUGCUCCCGCCUCUGCCGCCCGUGCACUUUGUGUGUUCCUGUGUUGGAGCCCGCUUGUGAUGCGUUGUCGCCCGUGACCGUGUCUCCAUCUCUUUGCACUCGACUCCUUUGCCUCUCGUCGCCACGCCUGCCAGGAGAGAGAGAAAU
Molecule: messenger RNA, 3397 nt
Organism: Gekko japonicus
Lineage: Eukaryota; Metazoa; Chordata; Lepidosauria; Squamata; Gekkonidae
Gene: LDLR
Product: low density lipoprotein receptor
Exons: 18
Coding region: 1-2706 (901 amino acids)
Molecular function (GO): protein binding; calcium ion binding
Source: RefSeq, a predicted model, not a curated record